AUGGCUCUCCGUCACCGAGAUGUCGAGGUGAAUUACGACUCCAAUAAUCUGGAUGAGAAAGUCGAUGACUCGCAAGACAUCCGUGUCGAGCGCUCCGAAAGUCUUGUCAGUCUGCCAGAUCCUGAUGCCGGGAAGUCCGAUGUUGAGAGGGCCAAAAUCGUUACGUUUAUUCCAUUCCUCGAUCGUGCAUUGAUGUGGAAAGUCGAUCGAUGGCUGAUUCCGUGGCUCUGCUUGCUCUACUUGUUGUCUUUCUUGGAUCGCACGAACAUCGGCAAUGCAAGAUUGGCGGGUAUGGAAAAGAACUUAAGUAUGUCGGGUCAUGACUACAAUAAUUCCUUGACGAUCUUUUUUAUCAGCUAUGCCCUGGCCGAGCCGAUAACCAACGUCUUGCUCAAACGGUUGACGCCAAGAAUCUUCUUUACAGCCAUCAUCAUUUCAUGGGGUCUUAUCAUGACACUAAUGGGUCUCGUGCAGAACUAUGCGGGUCUUCUGGCUUGCAGAUGGUUUCUUGGUCUUGCAGAAGCCGGCCUCUUCCCGGGGGUGAACUACUAUCUUUCAUGUUGGUAUAAGAGAAGUGAACUCGGUCUACGGGCGGCAACAUUCUUCUCCGCAGCCGCAUUGGCGGGUUCGUUCGGCGGGCUGCUCGCUGCGGCCAUUGCGCAAAUGGAUGGAAUCGGCGGCAAACCCGGUUGGGCGUGGAUUUUCAUCAUCGAGGGUCUGGCCACCAUGUUUGUGGGUGCCUUUUGCUGGUGGAUGGUCUUCGACUGGCCUGAUACAGCCCGGUUCCUAACCCCAGAGGAGCGAAUGCGCAUUCGACGUCGCCUGGCCGAGGACAAACAAAGCAGUACUGCGGAAGAAUACGACAAGCGGCACAUCUAUGCCGCUCUCAAGGACUGGAAGACGUGGGGGUACUCUUUUAUUUACAUGGGAUGCCUGUGCCCCCUCUACGCCUUCUCGUUGUUUCUUCCAACAAUCCUCCGUGGCAUGGGAUACACUGGUACCCAUGCGCAAUUACUAUCCGUGCCACCCUAUGCAUGUGCGGCAACGAUGACUAUCUUCAUUGGUUGGUUAGCAGACCGCACGCGCUGGCGAGGAUACUGCAACAUGGCAGUCGUGAGCUGUGCCAUUGUUGGGUUUAUCAUGCUCAUCGCGACCGAUAAACCAAGGAUUCAGUAUGCUGGUACCUUCUUAGGUGCCAUCGGAAUUUAUCCCACCAUCGCAAAUACCCUCUCUUGGGCCUCCAAUAACAUCGAAGGCGUUUACAAGCGCGGUGUGGUGAUCGGCAUCGUCGUCGGCUGGGGAAAUCUGAAUGGCGUUGUCAGCUCUAACAUCUACCUCACGAACGAGGCUCCUCGGUUCUGGACUGGACACGGCACAGUCCUUGCAUAUCUGAUAGUAUGCCUGCUAGGUGGCACCAUCUUCAUGCACGUCAUGUUGAGACUUGAAAAUGCGAGACGGAGGAGCGGCAAGCGUGAUAGGAUGCACGAAGGAAUGACGAGAGAACAAAUUUGGGUCGCUGGUGACAAUAGACCUGACUUCCUCUAUGUUACCUAA
Molecule: messenger RNA, 1554 nt
Organism: Exophiala aquamarina CBS 119918
Lineage: Eukaryota; Fungi; Ascomycota; Eurotiomycetes; Chaetothyriales; Herpotrichiellaceae
Exons: 5
Coding region: 1-1554 (517 amino acids)
Biological process (GO): transmembrane transport
Cellular component (GO): membrane
Molecular function (GO): transmembrane transporter activity
Source: RefSeq, a predicted model, not a curated record